CGACGCUUCGCGAGAUCACAUGGAGUUGGUUGCCAAGUGUAAAAGAUUAAUGAAACUGCAAACCACGAAGAGAGAGGAGGAGAUAAUUAAUUAAUAAAAGAUCUUUUAACAACUUCCCGGGAACGCUCGCCGGAGAGGAAGCCUCCGUAAUCAACAAGCGUCACCGGGAGAGAGAAUCCAUUUCCGCCGAUUCUAUCGAUUCCCUCAGGCUUCGAUCCCAAAUCAGCUCGUAUUCCUUCGAAUGAGACUUUAGUUUCCGCCCUAGGGGAAUAGGGGGGGGGUUUGAUUCAGCUAUGAGCACACAGAAGCAGGCGGCGACAGUUCGGGACCUGGUAGAGGAAGCCAAGAAGCGGAUCGUAAUCCUCGUGGUAUGCGUCGUCGGACUCUCCUACCUCCUCUCCCUGACAAGCUCAUCUGUUUUGGUGAACCUCCCUGCUGCUGCGUGUUUAAUCAUCCUCCUUCGCUACUUCUCACUCGAUGUCGAAAUGAAAAGAAAGUCUGCAGCUUACAAUAAUAGCAAACCUUCUUUAUCUCUGAACAAACCUCCUGAACUCCUUAAAGCCGCUCCACGCUCUGACUGGAGAAGCAAAGUGAACUCUCAGGUCGUUGAGGAUGCUAUAGAUAGCUUCACUCGUCACCUCAUUUCUGAAUGGGUGCUUGAUCUCUGGUACUCUCGGAUAACAGCGGAUAAGCAAGGUCCUGAGGAACUGGUUUUUGUUAUUAACGGUGUUCUCGGUGAGCUUUCACGGCGGUUUAGAAACGUAAAUCUCAUUGAUCUGUUGACGAGGGAUCUGAUUGAUAUUAUAUGUCGUCGUGUGGAGAUUUUCCGUGAAUGUCAAGGAAAGAUUGAGAGGAAACAAAGGAGAAGUCUCAGUUUUGAAGACCGUGACUCAGAACUAAGACGUGUGAUGGCCGCUGAUGAUAAAUUGCACCCUGCAUUGUUCUCUCCUGAAUCCGAGCAUAAGGUUCUUCAGCAUAUAGUGGAAAGACUCAUAACGCUAACGUUUAGGCCAGAAGAUCUACACUGUGCUUUUUUCCAUUAUACCGUGAGGGAGCUUCUUGCUUGCUGUGUGAUGCGACCAGUCCUAAAUUUAGUCAAUCCUCGGUUUAUAAAUGAGAGGAUUGAAGCUGCUGUGAUAUCAAGGAUAAAGACUACUGACGGUUCUAGUGCUGCCAAAGAGACUUCUCAAUCUGAAGAUCUCUCGGAAGUUUCUCAUGAUCCUUUUGCUAGAUAUCUGGACCCCUCUGUCACAGGUGUUGAGCUUGUGCAAUUGAAAAAUGAACAGCAGAAAGGGAAAAAGGCUACAGAUAAACAGCAUGUAACAGAUUUGGCCAAAGAUCCAUUGCUUUCAAUGGACACUCGGUCUUCCCGAUCUUGGAACUCCUUACCCUUACCUUCCAAAGUGGUUGAUGAUAUUAAAGAUCUUCAAGAACAUCGAGAAGGAGAGGGAUGGGGUGAUGUAUUAGACAAGAUGUCACAAAGGAAAACUGAGACCCUUUCUCCCGAGCAUCUUGAAAGCGUGUGGGCAAAGGGAAGAAAUUAUGAAAAGAAGGAAGGUGAGAAUGUUGUUGAGCGGGUGCCGCCCAGAUGGUCUAGCAAGGAAUCGUGCAACGAUGCUGAUGAUGCACGGCCUAAAAACUUGAGUGAAGGCACUGCAAACGCAAGAGGAACCAGUCAGCAUAAUGUAGUAAAUAGAGAAAGUUACUUAUCAGAUUAUUCCUCUGCUGAAGAGGACGAGGGCCAAACAAAGAGUAGUCAUUCUUAUACAUCUGAGGAUGAGGAAACGGUAACAGGUCUAAACAGUCCUGGGACUCGAGUCUGGGAUGGUCGAACGAACAGAAAUCCUGUUGUCUCACGGAUACACCAUCCACUUGAAAAUUCUGGUCGUCGUUUCGGUAAACACAGUAAAGGGGAUGAAUAUUACGAGCAAGCACCCAGACAUCAAUCUAGCCGGAAGAGAUCCAGACGUUCUGGACACAUUGGCAAUGAUGAUAGCGAUGAUUCUGAAAAUGAUUCUUUGGCUAGAUCAUGCAGUGGAACAUCUGCAACCUCGUCUGCAUCAUACAUUUCAGUGGCGGGAAGUGACCUUCCCAAUGCCCUUAAAAGUUCUUUGUUGGUUGAUUCCUUUGACAAAUUGAGAUGUGAGGUUUUGGGUGCCAAUAUUGUGAAGAGUAGUUCUAAGAUGUUUGCUGUGUAUUCAGUCGCUGUCACAGAUGAAAGUAAUCAUAGCUGGUCUAUCAAAAGAAGAUUUCGACAUUUUGAGGAGCUUCACCGGCGGCUUAAAGUGUUUCCCGAGUACAAUCUUCAUUUACCGCCAAAGCAUUUCCUAUCAACAGGAGUGGACAUACCUGUUAUCCAAGAGCGAUGCCUACUCCUUGAUGACUAUCUCAAGAAGCUACUGCAGCUACCCAGAAUUUCAGGAUCAAUUGAAGUUCGGGACUUCCUCAGUGUGGAUUCCCAGACUUAUGCGUUCUCAAGCUCCUUCUCGAUCAUUGAGACGCUGACGGUUAAACAUGUCCGUAAGACCUCUGCAGUAUCUACAAAUUUGGCUAACGUGACGCCGGGUCCUCUUCUUUCGAGAGAAAAUCUGAGUUCAGAGAAUGGGAAAUCGGGUCAACAUAUUAAGAAUAACGUUAUGGUGGAUGAUCUGAAGUCAAAAGUGAAAGCUCCUGGAAAUGAUCAUACCAAGACGUCUGAUUCAGAUGUGAGAAAUAACAAAGAGAACGGCGGGCUAAAAAAGGGUAUUCAACAUGCUGAUGCAGUGGCCUUUACCGGCCUGCCCACAGAGUGGGUUCCUCCAAAGCUAACAUUACCCCUUCUAGACUUGGUAGAUGUUGUCUUUCAACUCCAGGAGGGUGGGUGGAUCAGGAGGAAAGCUUUUUGGGUUGCCAAACAGAUACUUCAACUGGGGAUGGGCGAUGCAUUAGACGAUUGGGUACUAGAGAAAAUCCGUAUUUUGCGGCGGGGAACUGUAGUUGCUUCUGGAAUUCAACGGGUUGAACAGAUACUAUGGCCGGAUGGGAUAUUCAUCACAAAACAUCCAAAAAGGCAGCAACAAUCCAGCAGUUCUGACGAGGAACAGCAACAAGAAGCAGAGAGACGGGCCAAGUUCGUUCGUGAAUUGAUGAUCGAAAAAGCUCCAGCGACUAUUGUGAGCCUUGUGGGUCAAAAGGAGUAUGAACAAUGUGCGGAAGAUCUCUACUUUUUCCUUCAGUCAUCAGUAUGUCUAAAACUGUUGGCAUAUGACCUUGUGGAGCUGUUGCUAACCUCGGCGUUUCCGGAAAUGGAGCAGUCUUUCAAACAGUUGCAAGAAGAAAAACAUCUCUUUGGUCAAUACACACCACCAACCUGAUCCUUAGAUUGUGCGUUGCAACUCCUCCCAAUCUUAAGUUGAGUAUUGCUAAAUAUGUUUAUACAGUGAAGAGAUCACGAAAGCAUUUCAAUGAAUGAAUCAUAUAUACCAUCAAAGCAUUUCAAGAAAACGUAGUAGUAGUUUCAAAGCCAAUUGGCACAACA
Molecule: messenger RNA, 3517 nt
Organism: Brassica rapa (field mustard)
Lineage: Eukaryota; Viridiplantae; Streptophyta; Magnoliopsida; Brassicales; Brassicaceae
Molecular function (GO): phosphatidylinositol binding
Source: RefSeq, a predicted model, not a curated record